UGAUGUUUCAGUUUAAAAUUUUGCUUCAAGAUCUCAAAACAAUUGCUGCCAUUGAAACAAAAGAAGUUUUUUUUAAUGUUAGAUGCAAUUUUUAGUUAAAACUUUACAAAAUUCAGGAAAAGGCAUAUUUAUGUCUUUUUACGCCGUGGCCCGUGGUCACAAUGUAGGGAUAUAUGACAGCUGGGCGAAGUGUGAGGAGCAGGUAAGAGGCUUUAAAGGUGCCAAGUAUAAGAAAUUCAAGUCAAAAUCUGAAGCGGAAGAUUUUGUUAAAAAUUUGAACGGGUUGGUUGCUACAAAUAUAACAAGUCCUACGCCGAAAGACUUUUGGCCUGAUGAUGAAACUUUUGAGUUAAAUUCACUGGAAGAUUCAGAGCUGCUUGCUGCUGCUAGUGCUCUGGAAUCUAGUAAUAAAAGAAAGAGAGAUGCGCCUGAUGAACUUGGGACAAAAAAGAAAAAAUACCCUGAGCAUGUUUCGAACUUUUGGAAACCAGUCGGUAAAAUGAUAUUUAAGGAACAUUCCUUUGAAAUUGAUUCCGAGGGAUACAUAAUUGUCUACACUGAUGGCUCAUGUAUAAACAAUGGUGGCCCUGAUGCCUGUGCGGGCUUUGGUGUAUAUUUCGGAGAAAACCAUCCAUUAAAUGCCUCGAAGCCAGUCACGGGCCGUGUUACUAACAAUGUAGGAGAAAUUCAAGCGGCUAUUCAUGCUAUUAAUACAGCAAAAUCAUUUGGUAUCGAAAAACUCUGCGUUAGUACGGAUUCUCAGUUUCUUAUUAAUUCGAUAACAAUUUGGAUCAAAGGCUGGAAACAAAAAAAUUGGCGAAAGCAAAACGGGGAACCGGUAAAAAAUUCUAUUGAUUUUAAGGAACUAGAUAAGUUGCUUGCUGACAACAGUAUUCAGGUGAAAUGGAACUAUGUAAAAGGACAUCAUCGUAUUGUUGGGAAUGAAAUGGCGGAUAAAUUGGCAAGGGAAGGAUCUGACACGUACAAACGUAUGAAUAACCGAAAGGAGUAGUUGUUAGUAAAUUAGUAAACUAAUUAAAAUUUUGGUUGAAGAAUAAUGAUAAAAUUUCAUGUUUUAAAUGAUUGCAUAGAAAACAUCUUUGGCAAUGGGGUUUUUUUUAUAUGACGAUGUUUCAAAUAUUGCGUGAUAAAUAAUGUAUUUAAAUUAACAUGUGGAUUAAAAAAUAAAUCUUCCAAUA
Bactrocera neohumeralis is the source of this 1199-nucleotide messenger RNA. It is a transcript of the gene rnh1, whose product is annotated as ribonuclease H1. NCBI's taxonomy places the organism in Eukaryota, Metazoa, Arthropoda, Insecta, Diptera, Tephritidae. Bases 83 to 1012 code for a protein of 309 amino acids. Gene Ontology annotation, molecular function: magnesium ion binding; nucleic acid binding; RNA-DNA hybrid ribonuclease activity. The record is from RefSeq and is a predicted model, not a curated record. Gene Ontology annotation, biological process: DNA replication, removal of RNA primer. The transcript is spliced from 5 exons.